Cololabis saira (Pacific saury) is the source of this 1709-nucleotide messenger RNA. RefSeq names its product surfeit 6 (gene surf6). Gene Ontology annotation, biological process: ribosomal small subunit biogenesis; ribosomal large subunit biogenesis. The record is from RefSeq and is a predicted model, not a curated record. Gene Ontology annotation, cellular component: nucleolus. Gene Ontology annotation, molecular function: DNA binding; RNA binding. Lineage: Eukaryota; Metazoa; Chordata; Actinopteri; Beloniformes; Belonidae. Bases 140 to 1216 code for a protein of 358 amino acids. The transcript is spliced from 4 exons.
AAGGUUCCGCCUACUAGUUUUAACAUCACACCAUGGACCCACGUGUGUACAAAGAUAUGAUGCUUUAAAUCCGUAAAUUUGUGCGUGCGUUUGUUCCGUAUUCCUAUUUUCACGGCGACAUAUAUUUCUAGUUGUAAAGAUGGAUCUCGCGGCGAAGGACGCGUACAUUCAGAAACUUGCAAGUAAAGUGAUUUCCCAGCGAGAAAAUGAGCCAAAGAAGAGACCGUUUGUUCACUUCCAGGGUAAAAAUGGCACUGAUCCACCAAAGAAGAAUAAAAAGAAUAAAAAGAAGGACCUUAAAAAUAAUGCCACGAAUGAAAACUCGCCCAAACCUCAGCAAAAGCCUACACCAUCUCCAAAAGCUCAGAGAAGUCCAGCUGCAGCAAAACAAAGCAAGGUCAAGACUGAGACUACAAAUGGAGCCACAACACACAUGCCUGAAGGACGGGACGUUGUAUCCACUUUUUCCACAGUAGAUGCGUUGCGCAAGAGGUUGCAUCAAAAGAUUGAAGAGUCCAGAGGGCAGGGUGCCCCAAAAGAUGCAUUAUCAGAGGCAGUCCAGGCAAAACGUGCAAAGCGUAAACUUGAGCGGGAGCGCAAGAAGAGGAAGAGGAAAGACUUUUUGAUGAAGAAGCUUGCUGAGGAAAGUGGGAAAGAGCCACCAGCAGAGAUCAAAAAGGAAAAACCGCAGGUUCCUGUGUCAGUCAAAAGAACUGAGACUGCUAUUAUCUUUAACAAAGUGGAGACGGUGGAACAGGAAUAUGUUGAUAAAAUGCUGAAAAAGAAGAAAAAGAAACAAAGUGUGAAGGGCCAAUUGACGCCUCUGACGGGGAAGAACUACAAGCAGCUCCUCAGCCGUGUCGAAGCUCGCAAAGCGAAGCUGGAGCAGCUCAAAGAGAAAGAUGAGGCAAAGGCCGAAGAGAUGGAAAUGAAGAUGAAGUGGACCAACCUGCUCUAUAAGGCAGAGGGCAUCAAAAUUAAAGACGACGAAGACAUGCUGCGCUCCUCUUUGAAGAAGAAAGAGAAGAAGCGUGAGCAGAGGAAGAAGAACUGGGAGGAACGGAGCGGGAACGUCGUAGAGAAGAUGCAGAAAAGGCAGGACAAAAGGAAAAAGAACCUCCAGAAGCGCAAGCAGCUCAAAAUAGAGAACAAGAAGAGCAAAGCGCGGAAGAGGGGCAGAGUACUGCCCGAGGACUUGAAAAAAGCUGCAGUUUAGAGAAGAUAAAUGUAAUGUCAGUGUCGUUCUGUGGGAAAGACAUUUUUAAAAUGUUCGUAAAAGUGAACUGCUCAUGCACAACUUAUUCUUCCAUUGCAGCUGUAAUAUACUAUGUGAUAUUAUCAAUAAAAGCAUGUCUUCUCAGAUUAGUUUGUUAACUUCAAUGGAAAACAUAAGCUAUGAAAUUUUCCAUAACACUACAAAAACAGAAGUUUUUGUUUUUACUGACACCGAUAUGAGGACUGAUGCAAAACUGUCAAAAGGGAUGAGAGAUCUACUAGAUGGGUAAUGAAAAAUCUCUUGCUAUUGUCUUUUUUUUUUCUCUUCCUUUUUUAUGGCUCUUUAUGUUAAACUCUGGCAUUCUGCUUGACACUGAAUGCAAAGAAAUAUGGAAUUACAGGAAUGCCAUGAUUUUUUUUUUCCUGCAUUCAGAAUACUUCUACAAUCCCUAUGUAACUAUUAAUUAUCAAUCUAUCUCCCCGCAGUCUUACAG